CAAAAAAGCCUUGGCAUUGCCAUCACUUAUCUACACCUACCUGCCUAAUAGGCUUCCUUUGACUUGCGUGCUGAAAGACAGACAUAAAAUAAACAUUUUAUUUAAAAACAAGAACAACAAAAAUCAUGUGCUCAAAUUAUUGUUUGGACUGCAGUUCCUGUAUGCUUAUGCAAUUUCAUAAAUGAUUUUUUUUUUCGUUUUUUCUAUUUACGUUUUCCCUGUUUGUUUUCCACUCGUUUAAAUAUUGUGUGCCCGACGCCACGCGUGGCUCGUGUUAAUUACAAACACCAACAUUGAAAAUGCGCUUACAAGUGCCUAAACCAACAAUGCAGCAGCGUGCGUGUGGUCCAAUCGUCGCUUGAGCCUUCUGUGCUAGAGCGAAGAAACAUCUACGCGUAAGUGUUAGUUAAUUGCCGUCGCGGCGCCAAACGAGUAAUGAAAUGUGACGUCAGCCACUUCGAUUUCAGCCAUUCUAAGCUUGUUAGCGCGACGACAGGAUUUUUGAAGUGAGAUCGAUUUACUUGUGGGUAUUGACGCGCAUCUUUAGCAGCAAACCGCAAAAGGCGAAGUGCGUCAGUGACCACAAUUUGAGGAGCGGCACAAGCGCAGCUGGCUUUUGGAUUGCGUGCCUAGUGGAGGUUGAGAAAGAGAAACAGGGAACUUUAGUACAUUCGUGUUGAGCCACAACUACCACCAAGUAGCGCCGUUUAUUCGCCAAACAACAUUACAACAACAAGAACAAUCACCCCUCCACGGUAAAGACAGUUGAUGUUGAGCAAUUUGUUAAUCUGCUUGCCGUUGUCUUUUUGCGGUUGCAAUAGUGUUGUUGUGCUAUUUUUUGUUUUGUAUUUUUGUUCGAACGUCAAUUUCGAUUUUUAUGACUUUUUGAGCGCGUGACUAAGUGGUGAUUUAUGAUGGCGUGUGGUUUUUAAUAUUCAUGCGCUCGCCGUGGCAUCUACAAGCGACAGCAGAAGCAGAAGCAGAAGAGUUAGAGUUAAGCAAUAAUAGGAACAACAAUAACAACAAAACACGAUCAUCUCAGCGCGCUCACUUGAACUCAGGUUUAACGGCAACAAGAACGCAAAUAGUAAAAGCAACGCGCACAAGCGCUUAAGCAUCAAAAACAAAAACAACAACAAUAGCCAAUAGCGUCCAGAUUUGCAGUUGGGUUGCAAGGGAGGCGAGCAGGUCGUUAGCUUGCGUAGGUGCGCUUGCCCAGCAACAGGCAACAGGCAAUCGCAAAGCAGCCAAGCAGUCAAGCAGUCGGGCAGCCAACCAGUUAACCAACAAUUCGCCGUUCAUUCGGCGAUAUCCUGCUGCGCGUGCGCAAUGGACUCCUCCACAAACACAAAUGCCGCUGGCAAUGGUGUGCAACAACAACUGCAAAGUCAUGUGAAGCAGCAGCUCCAUUUGAAGCCACAACAACACACACACGCACAUCUACGACAGCAGUCACAUCAGCAAGCACAGCCGCAGCAAGACAUGCAGCAGGGUCAGCAACAGCAGCAGACACAAAAAUUGCCACAACAACAACAAUUGCAGAAGUUUAAACAGCAAAUGCAGCAGACACAGCGCCUGCAGCAGCAGCAGCAGCAGCAACAACAACAACAACACCAACAUGCACAAUCACAACAACGCCAAGCUCAUGCGCAAUCAAUAGUACACUUUUCCUCCGCAGCAGCUGCGACUACAACAAAAGUAACAAAUACUCAUGCAACAGCCGCUGCCAUAUCAACGCUCAUCAAAGAAGAAUUGUGCGCCGCCGAACUGCACGCCACUUCCGUUGCCGCGGCACUUGAGCAGCAGCAGCAGCAACGCAAUCACAAUAAUAAUAAUAACAACAAGAACAAUAAUAACAACACACUUAACGGCAACAACAAUAAUGGCAAUAUGAGCAGCAUUCCCGCAGGUGGAACUCAUCAACAGAAAGCAAAUUCAUCCACCCCGGCCACAACAGUUGCCGCUUCGGCCGUCGCCGCCAUGGCAUUGGCUUUGGCGAAGGAUGCGAGUGGCGCUGGCAGCGGCCAACAGCAGCUGGGUAAUCUCAAUCUUGGCAUUGGAGCUCAAUCGCCGCUCCAACAACAACAAAACGCUGGCACUGGCACACCAAUACUGCAAUUGAAUAAGUCCAGCAGUGGUGGCGCCCUUACCGCCAAUGGUGGCAGCGGCAACCCGAACAAUUCCACUAGCAACGCCAAUAAUGCCACGAACUGCAGCAACAAUGUCAGCAAUGCCACUAAUACGUCCACAUUGGCGAACGUCUCCAGCACCAACGACCUCGCCGCUGCCGCCGCCGUUGUGCUGUCGUUGCAGGGUACGAUGGUUAGCAGUCUUCAACAGGCGGCACUACUGCCCGUUAAUUCGCCCGCUGCGGCGGCGCUUAACUUACAAGCAUUGGAAUCAUAUUUGGCACUGCAGCGCAUCACCGGCAAAUCGGAUGUGUUCCGCUUCAACACAAUAUCCGCCACCACUAACAGCAACAACAACAGCGAGAGUAGUGGCGCAGCAAGUGGCAACUGCAACACGAAUGUCAGUAAUGCCGAGGAGGCAAGCAACAAUAACUAUAACAUAGCAACAACAAUGCCAAGUGCGGCGCAAACGCAAACGCAACAACAACAAGAACUGCCAGCACUGGACACCACAAACAUUUGCCUGGAGGUGUCCAAAUCGCAGCGUAACACCAGCGCAACGAACGCCAUACAGACGUUGCUGCAGAGCGCAGGCGCUACCGCUGACCUCAGCGCUAGCGACCUUGGCGAUUGUGACCUGCCGUUGCUGGAUGGUGAAGAGGCGCUGUCCUUUGAGCCUGCUGAGCUGGAAAACAGCUACAAUAAUUUCAUUUUCAACAGCAACGCAUUCAAUUGCAUCACCCAACAUCAACAGCAGCAACAACAACAACAGCAAACACAACAGCAGCAACAGCAAUCCGUAGCGGCUGAAAUCGAGUCUAUUUCGUCGCUGCAAGCCACUAUGUUCCAAGACAAGCUGAACCACCAACAGCUGAUCAUAAACGAAGGUGUCGCUGCGAGCGCGCUUAAUGAGACCGCCACUUUGAAUACGAGCGGUAUUGCUGGCAGCGGAGCAGGUGGCGGCGCAGCGGUUGCCGCCGCGUCAGCCAACUCACAGCGUUCCAAGAAACAGUUCAUUUGCAAGUUUUGCAAUCGCCAGUUCACCAAGUCUUACAAUCUACUAAUCCACGAGCGAACACACACCGACGAGCGGCCGUAUUCGUGCGACAUCUGCGGCAAAGCGUUCCGCCGGCAAGAUCAUCUGCGCGAUCACAGGUACAUUCACUCCAAGGAGAAGCCCUUCAAAUGCGCCGAGUGCGGCAAAGGUUUCUGCCAAUCGCGUACGCUUGCCGUGCACAAGAUUUUGCAUAUGGAGGAGUCGCCGCACAAGUGUCCCGUCUGCAAUCGUUCGUUCAAUCAGCGCUCCAAUCUGAAGACACACUUACUCACCCACACCGACAUCAAGCCAUACAAUUGCAGUUCCUGUGGCAAAGUAUUUCGCCGUAACUGCGAUUUGCGACGUCACAGCCUGACGCAUAACCUCUCCGGUAUGUCUGCCGCUGGACUGGGACCCGGCAACGAGCAUCUACUCAACUUACCCGUAUCGGUGGCGGAUAUCUUUCAGUCCGCAACUGUUGGUGGUGGAUCUACGACAGCGGCGCGUAAUUCGGACUCCAAGACGGUCACACUCCUGCCAGCUUGCACUACGGUGGGGAAUACGUCGACAAUAGACUUGAUUGCUGUUACCGACUAAACGCCGUUGCUGGUGCAGUGCUGGCGUGCAUAACAAACGCAUAUACAGUUGGCCUUAUAAUUGUGAUCUACUACAUACAUACAUACACACAUUCCAUGGGACUGAUGGUGGCUCCUGGUGAAAAUCGGUUGUUUUUUGGGAUAAUCUCAGAGCUAAGAAGACUCGUGCGUGCGGCUAUAACGCGUCCAAAUGGGCAAUUUAAUGUGCAUUUAAGUUUCAUAAGUAGCUUCAAGUACUUUCGCGCUUUGCUGUUACAUGCACACACACACACAUAUAUGCUUAUUCGCGCUAUCUAGCUAUUACUCAUACCUAUUUUAUGUUCAUUAGGCUUCCAAAUCGUUUAACGUUCGACACUUAGAUUAGGGCUAGUGCGGCAGCGCUACCAGCUGCGAUUUACUUAUGACAAUACAUACACACAUACACACAUGCAAAGGAGUAUGUGAAAUUAAAUGAUCUUAGCGUAGCGUCCAUAUAUUUUAAGAACCCACUACUCACCUAUUCUACUUAUAUGCAUAGAUAUUUUAAAGUUAGUUGUUUUUUUACUGUUUUAACUUAGAGGGCAUUAAAAGUAAUACCUACACCAUACCACACAUACACAUAUAUACAUAAAUAUAAUAUAAUAUUUUAGUACAAGUCAAACUCAUUCUCUUUGUAGAUGCAUUAUCUAAUUUCGUGUAUUUGAAUAAAA
Molecule: messenger RNA, 4450 nt
Organism: Anastrepha obliqua
Lineage: Eukaryota; Metazoa; Arthropoda; Insecta; Diptera; Tephritidae
Gene: sob
Product: protein sister of odd and bowel
Exons: 2
Coding region: 1330-3762 (810 amino acids)
Biological process (GO): embryonic pattern specification; embryo development; regulation of transcription by RNA polymerase II
Cellular component (GO): nucleus
Molecular function (GO): DNA-binding transcription factor activity, RNA polymerase II-specific; RNA polymerase II transcription regulatory region sequence-specific DNA binding
Source: RefSeq, a predicted model, not a curated record